AUGUUCUUUGUCACUUUGACUGUCUUUUGUGUGUGGGUCGACGCGGAGGCGGCGCUCCCCAGAUCGCUCUCCUGCCACGCGCGAGACGGACGGGACCUAUCGGGCCAGGCCGCCUACGUCUGGGGCUUGAACAACAUUGUCGGGUCCGCCGGCGAGUGCUGCGCCCUCUGCGCGGCGCACCAGAAGCACUGCGGCACACAGACGCAUCCGGCGCAAGAGUACGCGCCCGGGAAGAAGUGCGGGCGCGGCCGCGGCCGCUGCAACGCCUGGGUGUUCUGCGCGGGCUCGGAUCGCGCCGGCGCGGAGGACCGCUGCUUUUCGUACGACAUACACAAGCACGUGAAGGGCGAGUGCCAGCUCUUAGGCCGAUGGCGACACCUCUUGUGCUAUUGCGAGUGUUGGCUCAAGUUCGAAGGCAACCUCUCCUCGCCGGUGGCGGCAGGGCCGACUCUUCCCGCGCCCUUCCGAGCCGCCGAGCGGAAGAAGUGGCCGUGGGCGGUCCCGGAGCAGCUGUGGCCCGGGCCGCCGCCCGAGCGGCUGACGUGGCAGAGCGGCAUCGUGGCGGACGCGGCGGCUCCGUCGCGGGCGCCGCGGCAGCCCGGCUGGUACCACAGCUUUUGCAAGCGCGUGGAGGGCGGCUGCGGCCCCGAGCCGCGGGACGACUGA
Emiliania huxleyi CCMP1516 is the source of this 666-nucleotide messenger RNA. RefSeq lists its product as hypothetical. The coding region runs from base 1 to 666 and encodes 221 amino acids. The transcript has 6 exons. The record is from RefSeq and is a predicted model, not a curated record. Lineage: Eukaryota; Haptophyta; Isochrysidales; Noelaerhabdaceae.